UUUUUUUUUUGUCCCCAAAGCUUCUUAUUUUGUAAAAUUGCCUAUUUUCUCACAAAACCAAGAUUUUCCUCAUUUGACCACUACUAUCACAGUGUAGUUUAAGUGUAAAUAUAAAGUUGGUGGCCGAGAUAUCAAUGUAAAACUGAAAAUAAAAACGGUAAAAAGUAGCUAGGUUAAUUAGCCAACUUAGCUAGCUGUAGCCUUAGCUUGUUUUAGCUAACUGCCAAGUGGGCAGCUUUGUUUUCGGGGUGAAGGAGAUACGAAGAGCGCUGGUUAUCCAUCAGCUGGAAUAAGCUGUGUGCAGGAUGAACGUAGGAGUCCAGCAGUCGUUGUUUUUCCUCGGGCUCCCAGACCUGAAGAAGCUGUGCUGCAUCACUCUGACCCUGCAGGAGGACGAGGAGCUGAGGAGCAAACAGAUCAAGACCUGCAGAGAGCUGGUGCUGCUGUACUCUGAUGUUCUGGCCUCUCCGGCUCUGGACUCCUUCACUGAUAUCACGGCGGUCAUGGCUAUCCAGUUUUUCCAGAAGGGCGUCCUGCAGGUGUUUGGACAGAGACACAGUCUGCAGCUGGGCUCUCCUCAGUGUGUGUUUCCAGGUGUCCUCCAGUGUUGCCUGUCCUACUCUCUGAUCACCAGACUGGCUCCCAGCUGGAAUAAAGCAGGACUCUACCUCGUCACCGGAAAAGACUUUCUGACUGAGAGCGGGAGGCUCAACGCUGUCCGCAUGGAGCUGAGCAGCAGUGAGGGCCGACUGUGCAUCAGCAUUGAAGCCAACACCGUCAGACUGCCGCCAACCACACUGGAGGACUUUGACCUCCCGCCGUUAGUGCUGCGGAGGUUCUGCAGUGAUCCUGACUUCGUCCUCGACCCCACCUCCACCGGAAGAGCAAUCUGGUGUCACGUCCUGCCCAGCAUGAAGAAAGGUCAGAUUAUCACCAUCAGCCGUCAGCUGCCCAGAGACGGACCAUUUAGGACCUACAGAGACCUGCAGAACCACUGGAACCGCCUGUAUGGUUACAGACUCCCUGAGCUUGCAGAGGAAGAGGUGGUGUACUGCAGCGUCUACUUCAGACUAGUGGGAGAGAGACUCUUCACCUACCCUCUGAGCUGCAUCCGCCUGCAGCCGGUGCAGCGCUGCCCUCGGGUCGACCUGCAGGGGGCGCUGGGCUCCUUCCUGUCUGCCAUCAGGUUUAGGCUGCAGAGCGUGUGUGGCUUCCCUGCGCGUCUGACCAGCAAACCCUGUUACCACACAGUCGCUCUGAAGACUGCUGCGACAGUACAGGUGUUGCGUAGUGAGCAGAUCAACUUGACCACCUCCUCCUCCAUGAGGCUGGUCCUCACCCAGCUCCCCGCUCCUCCUCCCCGACCUGAGAAGCCACAGCCUCCAGCCUGGGCCCCUCUCUCCCAGCAGGACGGAGCCCAGACACAAAGUCAAGGAUGCAGAGGAGACGGAGACUGGCCUACAUCCUCCUCCACCUCCUCCUCUUCCUCACGUGUUUCUCUCUCCUUUUCUGAUUCCUCGGGUUACCGGUCACCAGCUUCUUCCCUCACCUCCUCCUCCUUCUCCACCCUUUCUUUCUCCUCCGUCCUCUCCCCUCUACCUCCCCCGAGUCAAACCCCGGUGACCCCUGCUCCCAAACUGGUUCCCAUCUUCAAGAACAAGUGUCCUUCGCGCCACGUCAACGUCGCCCUGCUGCGGGUGAAGAAGCAGAGGGAGCAGCUGAGCGGAGGAGGGGAGGAAAGGGGGAGGUUGACACUACCUGCCUCUUCUUCUUCUUUGUCAGCUGCAUCCCUCCCGCUUCCUCCUCCAACCGUUCCUCGCUUCCACCGUCGCCCCAAACACAGCAGCACCGCCCCUAAACCGGCAGGUCACCCCAAACUCAAACACCUCCCGAGCCUCAGCCCAACGUCAAAGUCUAAACUCAUCCUCCCUCCAAAGCCGGAGGUCAAGCCUAAACCCAAGUCCUGCCUCAAACCCAGCGCGAGGACCAGCUGUGCAGGCGGUACUGAAGCUAACUGCGCCCGUAAACUGCAGGACAAAGCAACAACACAACCAUCAGCCGCACCACCUGAGCCGUCUUCUGACAGCUCCUGCACAGACUCCUCCACCAGCAGCAGAGCGGGAGUUGUGUUCGAGCCAAAGCCGAAGAAAUCCAGAUCUGCCGUACGCGACGUAGAUGUGGAGAAAAUGGCCAGAAGCCACCAGUUGUCCAAGCUGAACUCUGCGACUCUGCUGGCCUGGCUGAAGGGAAGAGGAGCGCUCGUCGGUGCCAAACACAAGAAGGAGGAGCUGAUGCUGAAGGUCAUGGCUCGUCUGGCCGAAGCCUGACACACACGCACUCGCACAUCAUAUCUACUUAAUCGACUUACUUCACAGUAGUAACGCUGUUCUAAGCUCCUCAUUUAAGGAUUUGAUGUAAAAUCUGGCCGUCCUAUCAGUCUGCAUCAAAGAGUGCAGCUGGAACAGAUGAGCGUGUCUCAUCUCCGCUAAUUGAGAUGCUGAAGAUUUGCCAAAAUUAAAUUCUGGUGUCAGAUUAAAGUCCCCGUGGGGUCCUCAGGAAGUGUGGUCCACUGUCGUCGUGUUUGAUUUGAAGCACCGCAGGUUGUUCAGGUCGGCGAACAGUUUAAAUCACCUUUACAGGAGUUAGGAUGCUUUAAAUCCUCUCAUGCAGCUUCAACUGAGUCAUUUACUGAGUAAAACCUUUAGCUGUUCUGCUGACGGGUUCGUUCUUGUUCAGGAGAGAUUUCAUGUGCUGUCUCCUUUAAUUCAUGUAAAAAAAACUCAAACUAAAACGAUCUACCUCUCAGAAAUACAGGCAUUAAAAGGUACGUUAUACUGUUCAGGAUGUUGUUGAAAAAAUAUUCUAUAUUGUAUUCUACCAUUAAUUUGUGCCUUUUUAUUCUAUAUUUAUUUAUACAGCUGCUGCUUCCUUGUUGUGUAAUUAUAUUUCCCAGCUGAAGCUCUGUGGAUUAAAAAAACAGUUUUAGAAAUUGCA
Messenger RNA from Micropterus dolomieu (smallmouth bass), 2994 nucleotides. RefSeq lists its product as uncharacterized. The record is from RefSeq and is a predicted model, not a curated record. The transcript has 15 exons. NCBI's taxonomy places the organism in Eukaryota, Metazoa, Chordata, Actinopteri, Centrarchiformes, Centrarchidae. Bases 306 to 2327 code for a protein of 673 amino acids.